This is a messenger RNA of Penicilliopsis zonata CBS 506.65, 827 nucleotides long. RefSeq lists its product as hypothetical. NCBI's taxonomy places the organism in Eukaryota, Fungi, Ascomycota, Eurotiomycetes, Eurotiales, Aspergillaceae. The record is from RefSeq and is a predicted model, not a curated record. The coding region runs from base 68 to 808 and encodes 246 amino acids. The transcript is spliced from 2 exons.
GCAAGCGUGAGCUUUAUCUUUAUUCUACUUCUGACCAUGAUCUGAUUCCUCAGACUGGAAGACAAACAUGGAAUCGUCGAGUGGUCUCUGGGAGAGAAAGUACGGCAGCAUGACCGAGAAGCCUGACAGCGUAUCUUGGAUAGCUGCCAUGGAUAUGUUGAAGCUGGGAGAGGCCAAAAGAGACCCGGAAGUCAUCACCAUCGCGAUUUUGGGUGUCAAGGGCGCCGGCAAAAGCGCUUUCAUCUCUAAUUUGGUGGGAGAAAAGUUGGAUCCAGACACCAAGGAAGUGUCUAUGCAUUCGUAUGAGUAUAACGAAUUCAUUCAUGUCUGUUUCAUCGACACGCGGAGCUUCGACGGCAUCACGAAAACCGAUUUCGAUGUGCUGAGAGAGGUCGAUGCCUUCCUUGACAAGUCGCAUGAGAUCAAGAUCCGACUCGACGGGAUCAUCUACUUCCAUCAGAUCGGUGACAACCGGAUGCAGGGACCAGUGUCCAAAAGCAUGUUGAUGUUGUGGAAACUUCUCAAGCGCGAGGCAUACCGCAAGGUCAUGCUGGUGACCAGCAUGUGGGAUACCGUCGAUUUCAACCAGGGCAAGGAGCUCGAGAAGGCAUUCGUGAAUACUUCCACCCUUUUGACAACCAUCCGACGGAACAGAUGGCAGAUCGCUCGGCAUUGGGGGACCAAGGAAUCGGCUUCGUCCUUGGUUGACUUCUUCGUCAAGAAGAAGAAACGAGACAAGAAGCUGUUCCCCGAUCCAUCUCGCCGAGGCUACGUACCAGAUGCUGAAAUAAAACAGAGACACCUCUAGAACCACCCUGAGUGCUAGC